Puccinia triticina is the source of this 1200-nucleotide messenger RNA. RefSeq lists its product as uncharacterized. The record is from RefSeq and is a predicted model, not a curated record. The coding region runs from base 1 to 1200 and encodes 399 amino acids. The transcript has 6 exons. Gene Ontology annotation, cellular component: P-body. Gene Ontology annotation, molecular function: hydrolase activity. NCBI's taxonomy places the organism in Eukaryota, Fungi, Basidiomycota, Pucciniomycetes, Pucciniales, Pucciniaceae.
AUGACUCAAGAUCUUGGUCCACCGUCCAAUUCCCCGACCCCCGCCGACUGCUGUCCCAACCACCCCGGGGGCCCGGAGCCAGAUGCCCGCCAGCCAGCCACCACUCGGGUCGAUCCAGUCACCAAGUGGCAGCAGCGAGCCAUCGGGAAAGAACUGGCACGAAUGUCGACCACAGCUCGGGGCUUUCCAGAGGUGCCAACGGUAUUGCUCACUAAUGACGACGGGCCAUGUUCAGAAGACGAAUCACCAUUCAUCCAUUCAUUUUCCAAGUUAUUGGUUACCGAAUUCUUGGGAUCCGAACGAUCAAAAUUGAGAGUCGUCCUUCCAGACUCGCAGAAAUCCUGGAUCGGAAAAGCCUAUCUGAUCAAAGAUAAACUCUCGGUGGUCAAUUAUGAUCCAUCAACUCGCAAAAGAUCUACCGAUAAUUCGGCUACUACUCUCCAAGAUUAUCCCUGGAAAUUGGUUUCCGGUACUCCCGCUAGUUGCUCAAAUCUGGGCCUAUUCAACCUCUAUCCAGGCCAAAUUGACCUCGUCAUCUCUGGUCCAAAUUAUGGCAGAAAUACUAGUAGUGCCUUCAGUCUUUCCUCGGGUACAGUUGGAGCAGCCAUGGAUGCAGCGUUAUCCAAUCAUCGGGCAAUUGCAUUAUCAUAUGGAAUCUUCGAACGACCAAUCUCAGAUGCACUACUGAAAGCAGCCAAUCAACUCGCGAUCAAGAUCAUUCAACAACUAUGGAAAACUGGCUUUGGGCAGCCGGGAGAUCCAGAUUACCCGGAUCUUUACAAUGUUAACAUUCCGCUAGUGCCAGCCAUUUUAGAUAAUCCGAAGGUGACGUGGACCACCGAAUCCCGAACCCGAUACGCACGGCUCUUCCUACCAGCGACAGAUCCCUCGAAGCCGGAGCCGAUGAAGCCGGCGGAGAUAGAUGAAGCUUCAACCCACCUCGAAGACCUGCACUCAAAGAGCAAUUCAAGUCCUAAUCCUAAACCCUCCAAGUCACAAGACGGCCCACUCGAAUUCAUCUUCAAACCUGACAUCAGCGCUCUCAUUGACCCUAACGCACCCGGUCUCCUCGAGGGCUCAGACGCUUGGGCUUUGAAUAGAGGCUUCGCUACCGUCACUCCCCUCUACGCCGCUUUCAAACCCGCCCCUAGACCAAAACCUGAUACCAGUGAUGAUGGAGAUCCGGUCUGGAAAUUGUAG